GUGACAUCUGGUGUAAACUAUAUACCAAAUAAUUGUGAUAAUCUAAUUGGUGUAAAUGGCUCUACAAAUGAUGCUGAAAACACCAGUUACAACUCUGACCAUGAUGAUUCUGUGGAUAGCCAAAAUCAGAGUACACGGAAGCGUAAAUACUCAACAGAAUCAGCCAAAGAGUUUGAAGCUUUGGAAAUGUGCACUUCAGCAAAGAUUAAACGUACUUGUGAAAUGGUGUUUGAACAAUUGGAGACAGUACGUGCAAAGCUUGCUCAAUCCCAACGAGAAUUGGACGAAGUACAGUCGGUGUCGAAAAUCAAUGAUUUUAUACCUGAGAAAGUUGAACAGGUAUUUAAUGAUCAGCAUGUAUGGUCUAUGGCAAAUGUUAAAUGUGAUGACGAUCCUUUAUUUAAUGGUGAUCCAUUUGCCGACCUUAAACUGUGGUUGGACAAACAAGCGUCCGAACCACAGGAAACACUUGUUCCAGUCUCGGACACUAAAUCCAAUAAACUAAUAUCUCCUAACUCACCUGCUGAAGAACUUCCUAAUUCCUCUCACACUCCCCGGCAGCCUAAUGAAAAUCAACCUGAUCAAGUGAUUGAAAGAGUGAAAUGGGAAGCACAAAUUAUUCAAAAGAUUAAUCAACUACAGCGUGAUGGGCUAUGGAGUGAAAAAAGACUGCCUAAAAUUUAUGAACCUCCAAGAAAUAAAGCACACCAUGACUAUCUUUUGGAAGAAAUGCAGUGGCUUGCCACUGAUUUUGCACAAGAACGAAAGUGGAAGAAAAAAGCAGCCAAACAAUGCGCUAAAAUGGUUAUGAAGCAUUUCCAUGAAAAAAAAAUAGAGGCUCAGAAAGCUGCAAAAGCAUCUGAAAUGCAUCAAAAGCGAAUAACUGGUUUCAUUGCUAAAAUGAUAAAAACAUUUUGGAGUAAUGUAGAAAAGUUACUUGUAUUCAAGCAAUCGACUAAAUUGGAGGAACAAAGAAAAAUUGCGUUAGACGAACAUUUAAAUUUUAUUGUUGAUCAAACUGAAAAAAUGACAACUUUGGUGGCUGAAAGUUUAAUGAAGUCUGCUAAUAAUUCUUUGAUAAUGUCACAAAAUUCUCCAAUGAUUGUUUCUGAUGGUAAAACCAAUACUUGUAAUUCAUCUUCUGAUGAUGAUACUAUUGUAGAUAAAAACAAGUUACUCAAUGACAAUACUGGUUGUAAAAAAGAAAUUGAUUUGUUAAAACGAGAAUCAAAAUCAAUAGAUAAAAAACCAAAAGGUUCAUUAGAAAAACCGGAGAAUGAUGUGGCAGAAGAGCARAUACCAAGUGAUAGAAGUGAGGAUGAAGAUUUUGAAGCAUCAAAUUCCAGUUGGAGUGAUGAUGAAGAAACAUUGCAGCUUGCAGAAAAAGAAGAUGGUCGAAUAGAUCAUUCUUUAGAAAUUGCUGAAUUAGAGUGUUUAUUCAUUGUUUUAGGCAAUUCAAAUACUCAUAAAGGUUUUAAUGUUGUAAGCGAAGGCAUAGUUAAUGUAAAUAAUAAAAAUGACGUUUUAAACAUCUCAAAAUGUUCCAAAAAUUCAUCAGUAUCUAAAUCUACACCUAUAAUAGAAUCAACUAAAGAGCGGACUGAUGAUAUUCUUUUUMAUGAUCCAAAUUUAGAAGAAAAACGAAUUUUAAGGAGAAAAAUUAAAAUCGAUAAUUUAUCAUUUAUAAAUAACAAAAGAAUAGAUGGUGCUACGAAUGUUGUUUAUGGUCAAGAUUUAAGAGACUUUAUAAGAUUUGAUGCAUCGUCGGGUCAUGUUGGUUGUUCAGAUUCGGUUGAAAGGAAUCCUUGGCUUUGGCUCGGUUCAAAUAAUGUUUUAUCUGUUGUUGCUCAGUAUUCUGCCCACAUACAGCGUAUGUCUUACAUGACUGCAGUUGCUUUGUCAGAUUCAGUUAAAACACUAGAUAGCAGAAUGAAAGAAUUACAUGAUUCUUUUGAACAAUUUAUUGUUUAUGUGCCAGCUGUACAAGGAAGAACUCCAAAAACUGAAUUUCAAUUUCUUCAAAAUGAUGAUUCAUCAUUAUUAGAAAAAGACAUAAAACCAACUUUAAAUGCCUUGCAUCCCAUUAUUUCAGCCAUGAGUGUUUUAUUUCCUGAUCAAAGGUUAAUUCAAUAYGAUUGUGGUAAAUUACAGUCACUUGAUUAUUUACUACGAGAAUUAAAAGCUGGACAUCAUCGAGUACUUAUUUUUACUCAAAUGACUAAAAUGUUGGAUAUCCUCGAAGCAUUCCUCAAUUUUCAUGGGUAUAUAUAUUUAAGAUUAGAUGGAACAACAAAGGUUGAAACUAGACAGCUUUUAAUGGAAAGGUUUAAUGCAGACAAAAGGUAUUUUUGUUUUAUUUUAUCAACACGRUCUGGUGGUGUAGGCAUCAAUCUUACUGGAGCAGAUACUGUGAUAUUUUAUGAUAGUGAUUGGAAUCCUACAAUGGAUGCUCAAGCGCAGGAUCGCUGUCAUCGUAUUGGUCAAACUAGAGAUGUUCACAUUUAUAGAUUAAUUAGUGAAAAAACUAUUGAAGAGAAUAUUCUUAAAAAAGCAAACCAAAAGAGAUUAUUGGGUGAUUUAGCUAUUGAAGGUGGCAAUUUUACUGCUUCCUUUUUUAAGUCUACAACAAUUCAAGAUCUUUUCAAAGUCAACACUACUGAUGAAAAACGAAGUGUUCAUGUGUUGGAAUCUGAAUUUUCUAAUUUUCAUAGUACAAGUGAUAAUGAUAGAAAUGCUAUAAAUGUAUUUGAAACAGCUCUUGCAGCUGCAGAGGAUGAGACUGAUGUUGCGGCAGCUAAAACUGCAAAAGAAGAAGCUGUUGCAGAUUUGGCUGAAUUUGAUGAAGCUAUUCCUAUUGUAGAACAAAAUGAUAUUAAACUAAGUAAAGCAGACAUGGAAGUUCAAGCAUUAGAAAAACAGUUAUCGUGUAUUGAAAAAUGGGCUAUAAGACUAAUGGAAAAUAAUGAAAUGGAUUGGGCAACUAAGCAAGUAGCUGUUGCUGAAGCAGAAUUGGAACAACAAAAACAAGAGUGGAAAGUUGAACAACAACAAGCAGCUAAGCGUACAGAAGAAAGGAUGAACCAGAAACGUAAGCUUCCAGAUUCUGAGGAUGGAGAAGAUGAUUCUUUGGAUUUGACAUUCAUCAAUAACUUCCAGAUUGUUUAUCCUAAUCUUGGCUCAAAAAAAUCUGAUGUACCAAAGAAUUUAAUCCUUGGACCGUGGUCAGGAGAAAAUGAAAUCUAUCAUGACCCAUUAUACUUUGGUCAGUAUUCUUAUAUACCAAUGACAGAAGCUCAACUACCUCCCAUGCCAUCUGCUCGAAAACGACCAAGAACUGAUGUCACAUUUAUAAACAAUCGUCUAAGUUUACCUGUGUCAUUGUCUUCAAGUUCAAAAUCAACAUAUGGAAUACGGGAUAAUAAUGCUGGUGAAUGGAGACCUAAUGAAAAUAUUUUUCCACACCUACCUCGGUCAAUGUUUGACCGUGCUUCUAGUGCAUUGCUUAAAAUGCGUAAUGAUAUACGCAUUCAGCGAUAUCGUGGUAUUAAUAGACCCAUGACCAUGACUUUAGCGAGUUUGAAACCACCUUUACCAGCUCGACCUGUUCCAGAACCACCCCAUGUACCAGACUGGCUUAUACAUGAAGACUAUGCUCUUCUGCAAGCUGUACAAAGAGUACAAGAAAUGACAUUGAAUUUAGUAAUACUAUGUCCAGCUCAUACACCUAAUUGGGAUCUAGUAUCUGAGCUAGUUAAUAUGAUGUCACGAGUCUAUAGAUCUCCUAAACAAUGUAAAAAUAGGUACGAGUCAGUAAUAGUUGCUAGAGAAGAAGGUCGUAUGCUGCAAGAACAACUACUCAAAAAACAGAAAAAAAAAAUUAAUCGAGGAUUACGCACGUCGCAAAUAUAUUCUACAGAUGGAAACCGGACUCAUACUCAAUUACUUAUAUCCCGUUUUAAUGGUUUAUUAUCUGUUGCUGCUAAACGACAACCCUUAUGUCGAACUAACAGUCAAUAUGUGCCUAGCCAAUCGGCUAACACACCUUUGAUUCCAAAUGCUAGUCACAUUGCAAUAUUGAAAGAAAAUUAUGAUGUAGACUAUAAUGUACCUUUGGGUCCAAUGCAAGUUAUAAGUCGUCGUACCGAUCGUAUGAUAAGAGAAAAACAACAGCAACAGCACACUGAACCUACAACAGUCAGAGUGCAGCCACAACCUCAAACUGUAAAAUCUAUUCAGUUGCCUAACUCUCUGCCUCCAGCUCAAACUGUUAGUCCGGCACCAGUUAGACCCUCACCCACCACUCAACAUCGAAUUAUUAUGAGUUCUCCAUCACCUUCCAUUAAUCAAGAAGCAAAUAUACAAAAUAUACCUCAGACUAGUCCUAAGGUGGUUCCAAUACCAAUGUCUGUUCAUUAUUCUGCUGCUGUUCAACGAGCUCUUAAUUUCACUCAAGCUUCCAUUGUAACUCAAGCAUCUUCAUCUUCCGGAAAAGUUACCACAACGAACAAAACUAUUACUCAAUCUCAGAUUCAAAUGUAUCGCCAACAACAGCAAAAUAUAGCUAGACAACAAGUUAAGAUGGUUAGUGCUCGUCCAACAAAAACGUCUACUGCCAACAUCAUACCCGUCCAGACAUCUCAAACGCCAACUACUCUAAAUGUUCGACCCAAAAACACAUUAAAUACUAGGAAUAUAACUGACACUGAUGUUACAAAUUUUAUAAAAAGACAUCAAUUAUUACAACAAAAACAAGCACAAACUGUUACUGUUCAAUCGCCUAUCGCGACUGCAGGACCAUCUAUAGUUAAAACAUCCGUACAAAGUCUAAUGCUUUCUGCUGGUGCUAAAAAUGCUAUAAGCGUUGCAACUGCUACGAAAAACAUCAAUCCUCAACAACAAUUUAGACAUCUUACACUUCAGCAACCUAUGUUAACUCAGAGAAAAAUUCCUACCCAAAAAGUUACUCAAUUGAGUCAAGUUGUGGUGGCUGGAAAGACUGGAGUUCCAACACAAUUGAUUGUUCAAUCCAAGGGUGUACCAAGUACAAUGACUAUGCAGCAAUUGCAGACUAUGAUGAAACAACAAAAUAUCCAAAACGUUAGUGUGUCUGGCGCUAAUAUAACUGCGAUGCAAUCAAAUUCAAAUGCCGGUCAAGUUAUAUCCCAUGUCAUUGCAAAAAGUCAUGGACAGUCUUCGAGUAUUGGAUUAACAAGAGUACUACCAGUUGUUACAACCCAAACUUCAUUAAAACAAGCAAUUCAGGUGGUGAAUCCAGUUCAAACAUUGAGAACAUCUGGUGUUGGGAUUGAAACAGCUCGUUCAACAUUACAACCAUGUUCUUUGACUAAUGUAUUUAAAACUACUGGAAAUCCUGGACAUUCUUCCAACAUACUAUCUCAGGUUGUAUUUCAACAAGGUCAGCAAAUGUCUGUACGCCAAGGUCAGUUACGUGUACAAAGCUCAUCAGGUCAAACUGGAUCUAUAGUUGCUGUGUCUAUGGCUCCUCAACAACAGCAACCAACUGUAUUGACUAUACCUUCGUCCCCUAAUUCACAUACUCCACGCACAACUUAAAUUACAUAAUCCUAUAAUAUGAUUUUAGAUAAAUUAUUUUUAUUUGAGUUUAGGUUCACAUUACCUAUUGGUUUUUUUUUUUAUAUUACCAUUAACAGACUAAUUUUGAGCAUUUUUUUGUUCCUUUUAAAAAUUGUUUCAAAGAAAAUUAUUGUUUUCAGUUGUAUGUCAAAGAAUAACAAUAUUUAACUUUU
Molecule: messenger RNA, 5768 nt
Organism: Diuraphis noxia (Russian wheat aphid)
Lineage: Eukaryota; Metazoa; Arthropoda; Insecta; Hemiptera; Aphididae
Gene: dom
Product: domino helicase
Biological process (GO): chromatin remodeling
Cellular component (GO): Swr1 complex
Molecular function (GO): histone binding; ATP binding; ATP hydrolysis activity
Source: RefSeq, a predicted model, not a curated record